AUGAAAAUCCAAAGGCUGUUCAUCUAUCCUGUCAAAUCACUCCUGCCAAUUGAGGUGUCAAUUGCAGAAAUCACGAGUGAGGGCUUUCGCUUUGACCGGCAGUAUAUCCUUGUCAGAGAUCCCAAGAGCCACCCCACGAUACGACCUCAUCUGGCCGAGCACCUUACCGUCAAACGGGUGUAUAAAUUGGCACUCUUCCAGCCUUCAAUCAAUGAUGAUUGGUCGGAGCUAACUAUCAAGCACACGGUGGCCCAGCCGGAGUCUUCAAUUACUAUUCCUCUCACACCAUCGCCGCUGUCAUGUCUAGACGCGCCGUCGUACCAAGUGAGCGUCUUCGGAACCGAAGCUUCGGCCGUUGAUAUGGGAGACGGCCCGGCCGAGUUCUUUAGCAAGCAUCUCGACAUACCUACAAGAUUAUUGUUCAUCUCCGGAUCGGGUAGCCGCGAGAUCCCAGGAGCUGCAUACAUCCCUAAACACCGGCUGCCAUUAACAAUCAAGGCUGCCGGUGAACAUUUCCAGCCACAACGAAUCCGAUUUGCGGACGCUGCUCCGUUCCUGGUGACAUCAACGGCAUCUGAAGAGGACGUCAGAAUCCGGCUACCGCCAGAUAAUCAGCAAGAAGAUGUCUUGCUCCGCUUCCGUACUAAUAUCCACGUCGAUGUGGGAUCUGUUGCGGCGUGGGACGAAGAUCACUGGAGAGAGCUCACUGUAUUUGCAGAAGACGGGACUACGCCAAAAGCAGUUGUCCGCUGUGUCUUCAAGACCCCUCGCUGUCUGAGUAUCAACGCCAACAUACAGACAGGGGGUGGAUCUCCGAGGAGCACACAAGUCUACGGCUUAAUAGCUAGAGAUAGACGCGUAAACAAGGCGUACCCUAUGAAACCAGUCUUUGGACAGUGGUCGUUUGCAGGUCCCAACGGGGCCUUGCUUCGAGUAGGCGACGAAGUUAAAGUUACGGAGAGAGGGGCAAACGACAAUUUGAGUGAGAAUCUUGUUUCGGCUUAA
This is a messenger RNA of Trichoderma breve, 1005 nucleotides long. RefSeq names its product MOSC domain-containing protein. The record is from RefSeq and is a predicted model, not a curated record. Bases 1 to 1005 code for a protein of 334 amino acids. Gene Ontology annotation, molecular function: molybdenum ion binding; pyridoxal phosphate binding; catalytic activity. The transcript is spliced from 4 exons. Lineage: Eukaryota; Fungi; Ascomycota; Sordariomycetes; Hypocreales; Hypocreaceae.